AUAGAAAUACAUAUUUGGAGAUUUGUCUGUGAAGUUUUGGUCAUGAACUGGCUUAGCAUUCAGCCUCAUUGCUGUAUCUUUGGCAAUUGUGCGGGAAGCUGGCCGUGGUGUUGGUGUGUGUGUGAGUGAGAGAAAGAGAGAGAGAUAGUGUGUGUGGUGUCUGAGAACUCAUCUAUGAGCGUCACUUCGAAGGAGUGUAGCCUGGAGUUUUAGGGUGUAGCAGUGCGGGGGGUGGGAAGAGAAGAUUGCGAGAAGUGAACAAGUAGAGGCAGGGUUGGGAGUUGAAGUGGUGCUUUCCAUGGUUUGAGCUGUUAGUAUCUCAGAUGGUUCAUUUUUUAUCUGAUUUUCUUUUUAACCCUGCAGCUACUCUUUUCAAUUCGACGGGUUCUCAUUCAUGAUGGAAUUAAUCAUUUGGAUACUGAAAAUGAAUUCGCACGCGUUCUGACAACAUUAGGGUUUACUCGAGGGAGGAGGACCGAGUCGUCGUUGCUGAAUCCAGAUUACCUUUAUUUAAAGAAGGACAGUGUGCCACGCAAAUGAGAAUGUGAAGCCCAUGGGUGCUGUUCUGAGCUAACGAUGGUGUGUCAAUUUGGAACGGGGCGGUUUGUGCGAGGAUACAAGAGUUCUCGUCCUGUGCAUAUUGUGGUUCAUAGCUUGUUAAAGCCUUGCUGUCAGGAUUUGGCAUUGCUUUAGGAAUCGGCAGCGGGAAACAUGGUGGAGAUGGCUGGGAAAAACUUGAGAGCGCGAAAGGGUUAGGUUUCGAGUAAUAGGAAAUGUGAUAAAUCUUUGAAGGGGUUGAAGGGCACUGUUUGGAAGGUAACGCUGGCGCGUACAGGCGACACCUGAUGGCGGAUCCGCCUCAGCCGCAUACAAAAUUUGGGGCUGUUUACGUGGAAUUGAAAAGACAAGGCAGAAAAAUCGUAGAAUCCGUCUCGACCGUGGUUAGGGAGAGAGGAGGAGGAAAAAGCGGGAAACAUGCUGAGUGUGGUGCGGGUGCACCUCCCGACCGACAUACCGAUCGUAGGGUGCGAGUUGUCGGCCUAUGUGUUCCUGCGUAGGGGUGACUCGAGUCUUUCUCCUGAAGAUGUCACGGAGGCGUCGUCAACCGACGGCUAUUUUCUCCAGUGCCGAUGGUUUCGAUUGCAGAGUGAGCAGAAAGUUUUAGUCUGCUGUAUUCAUCCAUCUGAGCCUGCUACACUGCAAUGUGUGCAGUGCUUAAAAGCAAAACUUCCCCAGUCAAAGAGUUUGCAUUGCACGCAAAAGUGUUUCACGGAUUCAUGGCGACACCAUGUCAUUAUGCACCAGGAGACCGCUGAAAAGCGAGAAAAUAACCUUGAAGAGGAUGAUUCCCCGUUCUUGUUCAACUCGAAUCCGGCGAAGUCGCUGCGAUCUCUCGAUGGGAGUCUUUCUGGUGCUGCGACACACAGUGCCAAUCUCAGUAAUGGAUCCAUUUUCUCUAGCCCUGUUCGGAUGGCAUCCCACAACCAGAAUCAAGAAGCUGGUGAUGUAUGGUGUGAAGUUGGGCAGGGGAAGACCUACACCCCCACUACGGAGGACAUAGGUCACGUACUGAAGAUAGAAUGCGUGGUUAUUGAUGGAAGUACCGGGCGGCCAGCGGCUGCUCCAUAUCAGAGGUUAACGUCUCGUGUAAUACCUGCACCAUCGCCCACCCCGCGGCGGUUGAUACCCGUAAAUGCGGUGGAGGGAACUACUCCUGUAGAGACUGAUGGGCGAACGUCGAGUUCAGGGACCUUCACUGUGUUGUCGUAUAACGUUCUGUCAGACUUGUACGCCACCAGUGAUAUGUACAGCUACUGCCCCCCGUGGGCAUUGGCAUGGACAUACAGGAAACAGAAUCUACUUCGGGAGAUUGUAGCAUACCAUGCAGAUAUUCUUUGUCUUCAGGAGGUUCAAAGUGAUCAUUAUGAAGAGUUUUUCGCGCCAGAAUUAGAAAAGCAUGGAUACACGGGUGUGUAUAAGAAGAAGACUGGUGAGGUGUAUACAGGGUCUGUUUAUGUUAUUGAUGGUUGUGCAACAUUCUUUCGAAGGGAUCGCUUUUCCUUGGUGAAGAAAUAUGAGGUUGAGUUUAACAAAGCUGCACAAUCUUUGUCGGAGGCUUUGGUACCAACAACAAAGAAAGUGGCUUUAAGUCGGCUUUUGAAGGAUAAUGUAGCUUUGAUCGUGGUACUGGAAGCGCGUGAUACUGGAGGAUUCACGGAUUCUCAAGGAACUCCUGGCAAGCGUGGCCAGCUUCUUUGUGUGGCAAACACACAUAUUCAUGCAAAUCAGGAACUCAAGGACGUGAAGCUCUGGCAGGUGCACACUUUGCUUAAAGGACUUGAGAAGAUAGCAGCCAGCGCAGACAUCCCCAUGUUGGUUGCCGGUGAUUUCAACUCUAUUCCUGGAAGUGCACCUCACUGUCUGUUGUCGACAGGCCGUGUGGAUCCUACUCAUCCAGACCUGCAAGUUGAUCCUCUGAACAUAUUGCGACCUGCAAGCAAACUGUGCCACUCCCUGUCACUGGUGAGUGCUUAUGCAUCAUUUGGAAGGAUGAAUGGGCUUGGUCCUACGGUGGAGAAACGGAUGCGUCAAAUGGAUCCAACCACUAGUGAACCACAAUUUACGAACUGUACCCGAGAUUUUCUUGGCACCCUGGAUUACAUCUUCUACACCGCGGACUCGCUCACUGUGGAGUCACUUCUGGAACUGCUGGACGAAGACAGUUUACGCAAGGACACGGCGUUACCCUCUCCAGAAUGGUCAUCAGACCAUAUCGCCUUAUUGGCUGAGUUCCGCUGCAAGCCUCGCAUUCGUCGUUAGAUCGGGCUCUGCAAGAUUUGUCCAAGUCUUUUGAACUCUUCGCAGUAUACGCAAUCCUAGGAAUUUCCGCAGUGAGCAAGCUGCCGUCUGUCUCACAGUUUCUUUUCCGUUUGGGUUAUUCGAUGUGGCAGAGAAAAGUAGAGAGGCUCCGAUUGAGUAUCUAUAACUUAAUUGUUCGCUUUGACGAGAAUCACGUGGUUCGAAUUAUACCAAACACGAAGAAACAUUUGUUUUUACCCUCAUUGAAUAGUCAGCAUUUCUUCGAACGUGUAACUGAGGCCAGGGUUGAAUUUGGAGUUCUCUGAAGUGGCUGUCAGCAGGUCAUUGGCCAUAUUUCAGCAACUUCCAAUAGGAGAAAGCGGUUCAAAGUAUAUUGCCAUUGCAGAUGUACAUUUUGAUUGCAAACUGGGUGUUCGUCGUUGAACGUAACCUACUUGCUUAUGUGAGCGGAAUAACAGAGCUCAAUUGUGUCCCCCUUUUUUUAAUGUAUGUGCGGAUAAUGGUUUUUCCCAUCA
Molecule: messenger RNA, 3335 nt
Organism: Physcomitrium patens
Lineage: Eukaryota; Viridiplantae; Streptophyta; Bryopsida; Funariales; Funariaceae
Product: carbon catabolite repressor protein 4 homolog 1
Molecular function (GO): 3'-5'-RNA exonuclease activity
Source: RefSeq, a predicted model, not a curated record